Meira miltonrushii is the source of this 765-nucleotide messenger RNA. RefSeq lists its product as uncharacterized. NCBI's taxonomy places the organism in Eukaryota, Fungi, Basidiomycota, Exobasidiomycetes, Exobasidiales, Brachybasidiaceae. The record is from RefSeq and is a predicted model, not a curated record. Bases 1 to 765 code for a protein of 254 amino acids. Gene Ontology annotation, molecular function: mRNA binding. The transcript is spliced from 2 exons.
AUGUCUGAGUAUCAGCAGAAUGGAUCAUCCGGUGCUUAUGCAUCUGGAGAUCCUUAUGCUCAGUUCUAUUAUUGGGAUACAGCUACCAAUAAUUGGGCUUUUGAUUAUGAUGGAUAUUAUCGAACGUACGGCUAUCCGCAAGCUGGAAGCUCAGCAAGUGCAGGCCCAUCGACAGGUUACGAUAGCACAUAUGCAGCACAAGCAUUCCAACAAGCAAGCGCAUAUGGUGGCAAUAAUACAGCAUCUGGAAAUGCCGAUGGAAAUCCGAUCGCAGGUCAUUUGAAAAAAGGCGAGACACGUACGACAGUGAUACGGAAAGGUCCCGGCAAUCAUCUUUAUGAAGAUUUGACGUUGUUGGAAUGGGAUCCUACGCAUAAAAGACUCUUUGUUGGCGAUUUGGGAAACGAUGUGACGGAUGAAAUGCUAACGAAAGCGUUUGAAAAAUACGCCUCUUUCAGUAAAGCAAAAGUGAUCAGAAAGAAACAAGACAACAAAGCAAGAGGGUUCGGAUUUGUUUCUUUUGCCGAUCCGCAUGAUUUCUUGAAGGCAUGGAAAGAGAUGGAUGGGAAGUAUAUCGGCUCACGUCCUUGUAGACUUAAACGUGCAAAUGAAGAAGUUAAUCCGACAACGAUCGGAGCACGAAAGGAUAAACUUCUUGCUGCAAAUGCAAAAUAUGACGCUUACAAAUUCAAAUCAAAGAUGGGCGGAGCGAUCGGAGGUGAUCUACGCAGACAUGGAAUAGGUAAAGCAUGGAAGCAGAAAUAA